This is a messenger RNA of Nipponia nippon (crested ibis), 1479 nucleotides long. NCBI's taxonomy places the organism in Eukaryota, Metazoa, Chordata, Aves, Pelecaniformes, Threskiornithidae. The record is from RefSeq and is a predicted model, not a curated record.
AUCAGCCUUGCAGACUGGGGUCGCAAGGCCAUUGAGAUUGCGGAGAAUGAGAUGCCAGGGCUGAUGAAGAUGCGGGAGAUGUACGCUGCGUCAAAGCCGCUGAAAGGUGCGCGUAUCGCCGGAUGCCUUCAUAUGACUGUGCAGACGGCAGUUCUCAUAGAGACCCUUAUAGAGCUGGGAGCUGAGGUACAAUGGUCAAGCUGCAACAUCUUCUCCACUCAGGACCACGCUGCAGCUGCUAUUGCAAAAGCUGGUGUCCCUGUGUUUGCCUGGAAAGGGGAGACCGACGAGGAAUAUUUGUGGUGCAUUGAGCAGACCCUGUACUUCAAGGAUGGACAGCCCCUCAACAUGAUUUUGGAUGAUGGUGGAGAUCUUACCAACCUAGUUCAUACCAAAUACCCACAGCUCUUGAAAGGAAUUAGAGGUAUUUCAGAAGAGACAACCACUGGAGUUCACAACCUGUACAAGAUGAAGGCCAAUGGGACCCUGAAAGUGCCAGCUAUCAAUGUUAACGACUCUGUCACCAAGAGCAAGUUUGAUAACCUUUAUGGUUGCAGAGAGUCCCUCAUCGAUGGCAUCAAACGUGCUACAGAUGUCAUGAUUGCUGGAAAAGUAGCAGUCGUGGCAGGUUAUGGUGAUGUGGGCAAAGGCUGCGCUCAGGCCCUGCGGAGCUUUGGAGCCAGAGUCAUCAUCACUGAAAUCGAUCCCAUCAAUGCACUGCAGGCAGCCAUGGAAGGUUAUGAAGUUACAACCAUGGAGGAGGCCUGCAAAGAAGGCAAUAUCUUUGUUACCACCACUGGCUGCACUGACAUUGUUCAGGGCAGGCACUUUGAGCAGAUGAAGGAUGAUGCCAUAGUGUGUAAUAUUGGCCAUUUUGAUGUGGAAGUUGAUGCAAAGUGGCUGAAUGAAAAUGCAGUAGAGGCGGUGAAUGUUAAACCUCAGGUGGAUCGCUAUACACUGAGGAAUGGCCGUCAUAUUAUACUGCUAGCAGAGGGCCGACUGGUCAACUUGGGCUGUGCCAUGGGUCACCCUAGCUUUGUUAUGAGCAACUCCUUCACCAACCAGGUGUUGGCACAGAUCGAGCUGUGGACCAAUAGUGACAAAUACUCUGUUGGAGUCCAUUUCCUGCCAAAGAAGCUGGAUGAAGCUGUGGCUGCUGCUCAUCUGGAUAAACUGUGUGUGAAGCUGACAAAGCUGAGUGACAAGCAGGCCAAAUACCUAGGCUUAUCAAGAGAUGGGCCAUUCAAGCCAGACCACUACAGAUACUGAGCAGGUGGCACUACCCAAAGACCAAAGCGCAGGGAUACAACCUUCCAAAGCUCUUGUGUGUGCUGGGCUUCUGAGAACAAGCCCUUUGCCAUACUCUUCUCAGUGCUGCAGAACCCCUCCCCUUACCAAGGGAGCUUCAGGGCCUUAUUCGUUAGUGAAAGAGGAUCACUCUGACUCUUGGAAUUAGAAUUGGUUACUUAGCUAAUGUCA